AUGCCAUUGUAUGGACAUCCCUGGGGCCGUGUCAGUGGUCUCAGGGUCCUGAGAGAGUCCCCCACCUCACCAGUGGCUGGGUCCAUCAGUGCCGCUGCACCUGAGAAUGCCUGCUGUAGAGCCCUCUGCUCCCACAGUGAGGCUGCCCCCAAAGAGGCCAACACUUCAUCAGUUGUGCCUUUUCCCUCAGCCAGCCACCCAAGCUUUAGUACCCAGGUCGCCAUGGAUCGGAUGAAGAAGAUCAAACGGCAGCUGUCAAUGACACUCCGAGGGGGCCGAGGUAUAGAUAAGACCAAUGGUGCCCCUGAACAGAUAGGCCUGGAUGAGAGUGGCGGGGGCGGCGGCAGUGACCUUGGAGAGGCCCCCACACGUGCUGCCCCUGGGGAACCUCGCUCUGUGCGGGGCCCACUCAGCUCUGCACCAGAGAUUGUGCAUGAGGACUUGAAGAUGGGGUCUGACGGAGAAAGUGACCAGGCUUCAGCCACGUCCUCCGAUGAGGUGCAGUCACCAGUGAGGGUGCGCAUGCGCAACCAUCCCCCACGCAAGAUCUCCACUGAGGACAUCAACAAGCGCCUAUCACUACCAGCCGACAUCCGGCUGCCUGAGGGCUACCUUGAGAAGCUGACCCUCAACAGCCCCAUCUUUGACAAGCCCCUCAGCCGCCGUCUCCGCCGCGUCAGCCUGUCUGAGAUCGGCUUUGGGAAACUGGAGACCUACAUCAAGCUGGACAAGCUGGGAGAGGGUACCUAUGCCACUGUCUACAAAGGCAAAAGCAAGCUCACAGACAACCUUGUGGCACUCAAGGAGAUCAGACUGGAACACGAAGAGGGGGCACCCUGCACCGCCAUCCGGGAAGUGUCCCUGCUCAAAGACCUCAAACACGCCAACAUCGUCACACUACACGACAUUAUUCACACGGAGAAGUCCCUCACCCUUGUCUUUGAGUACCUGGACAAGGACCUGAAGCAGUACCUGGAUGACUGUGGGAACAUCAUCAACAUGCACAAUGUGAAACUGUUCCUGUUCCAGCUGCUCCGUGGCCUGGCCUACUGCCACCGGCAGAAGGUGCUACACCGAGACCUCAAGCCACAGAACCUACUCAUCAAUGAGCGAGGAGAGCUCAAGCUGGCCGACUUCGGCCUGGCCCGGGCCAAGUCAAUUCCAACGAAGACCUAUUCCAACGAAGUGGUAACACUGUGGUACCGGCCCCCUGACAUCCUGCUCGGGUCCACGGACUACUCCACUCAGAUUGACAUGUGGGGUGUGGGCUGCAUCUUCUAUGAGAUGGCCACGGGCCGGCCCCUCUUCCCAGGCUCCACAGUGGAGGAGCAGCUGCACUUCAUCUUCCGCAUCUUGGGAACCCCAAAUGAAGAUACAUGGCCAGGCAUCCUGUCCAAUGAAGAGUUCAGGACAUACAACUACCCCAAGUACCGAGCUGAGGCCCUUUUGAGCCAUGCACCCCGAAUUGACAGCGACGGGGCUGACCUCCUCACCAAGCUGCUGCAGUUUGAAGGUCGCAAUCGGAUCUCCGCAGAGGAUGCCAUGAAACAUCCAUUCUUCCUCAGUCUGGGGGAUCGGAUCCACAAACUUCCUGACACUACUUCCAUAUUUGCACUAAAGGAGAUCCAGCUACAAAAGGAGGCCAGCAUUCGAUCUUCGUCAAUGCCUGACUCAGGUAAGCCAGCUUAUCGAGUGGUGGACACCGAAUUCUAA
Rangifer tarandus platyrhynchus (Svalbard reindeer) is the source of this 1713-nucleotide messenger RNA. Lineage: Eukaryota; Metazoa; Chordata; Mammalia; Artiodactyla; Cervidae. The record is from the annotation of a GenBank genome assembly.